Molecule: messenger RNA, 1129 nt
Organism: Radiomyces spectabilis
Lineage: Eukaryota; Fungi; Mucoromycota; Mucoromycetes; Mucorales; Radiomycetaceae
Exons: 4
Coding region: 71-730 (219 amino acids)
Molecular function (GO): zinc ion binding; DNA binding
Source: RefSeq, a predicted model, not a curated record
CUUUUUUCUCUUUUUCUUCUUCUUGGUUUUUUUUUUCUUAGUGCUCCUUUUUACUUUUCCAUUUCUGGUCAUGGAGAACAAUAAUAAAACAGUGCCGUUGCUUUGCAUUGCCGGUUGUGGAUUCUAUGGCAAUGCCAUGUAUAAUAACAUGUGUUCUCAAUGCUACAAGUUGGCAAACAAGGGCAAGGAAGAUCAUCGGUCAACUUCAUCCACGACUACAUCGUCCACAUCGCCUUCAUCUGCGAGUAAACCCUUAUCGACAGAACAAGAUAAAAAUGUGGAAGCAACGGCACCGAUAAUCCGAAAUUCCAAGACGACGUCGACUCCGCACGAUGAAUCACAAGCACCUUCUCACAGUCCGACCCAUAAUAUCUUGCCUCGCAAACACCCUCGAUCGCCAUCCCCUGUUUCUUCCCCGUUACCACACACGGUAGCAUCUUCACCGGCGUCGACAUCGACUGGGACGGACGGAUUCCCCUCUAAUAGUAAACCCGCACAGACAAACAAGGGCCGAUGUUUCAAAUGCCGCGUUAAGAUUCCACUUGCCAAACAAGCGGCGAACAAAUGCCGAUGCGAGUACAUCUUUUGCGAUUCACAUCGGUACCCCGAUCGUCAUGAUUGUGAAAUUGACUACGCCAAAUUGGAUAGAGAUAUAUUGGCCAAAAAUAAUCCCAAAUUGCAUCAGCGACCUAAAGGAGGUCGUUCCUUCCAGAGAAUCGAUAGUCUGUAACUCAUUCAUACUUGCGAUUUCUUAUGACCCUACUGCAUCGUCUGCUUCAUCCUUGCAGCUACGUAAAGCGCGCCCCCGCCCUCUUCUGCAUCCACUAUUUCAACAUGCUUCAUUACUCUUUUUUUUCUUUGGCUGUAUAUUUUUCAGAGUUUCUCUGCCUUGACUUUUAACCUUUCUCUUUUUCCACCACAAACCAGCUGACAAGGGUGAGAGAGAGACUGAGAGUAUCAUGGAAUAUUUUCUGGGGGAAAUUCAUCACAUACACAAUACCCAUGGUUGGAUUUCCUUGAGGAGUUUUUUUUUUUUUUUUUUUUUUGAAUAACCCAUGCUGCUGGUAUAGAGUCUUGUUAAUUUUUCCUUUCAUAUUUUGGAAAUAAAUUGAUCAAUCGGUAUCCGUCG